This is a messenger RNA of Gastrolobium bilobum, 570 nucleotides long. RefSeq names its product protein MAIN-LIKE 2-like. Gene Ontology annotation, biological process: meristem development; meristem maintenance. The record is from RefSeq and is a predicted model, not a curated record. The transcript has 2 exons. Lineage: Eukaryota; Viridiplantae; Streptophyta; Magnoliopsida; Fabales; Fabaceae. The coding region runs from base 1 to 570 and encodes 189 amino acids.
AUGGCUAGUCAUGGACUGUGCAUUGACCCCAGUUCGAAAGAGUGGGGUGUACUGGAUCAAGAUGUGCAGCAAUCUCACAGAUCCCAUGUCGUGUGGAACGACAGACAUUUAAAGUCUAUGAGAGUGAGACGAUUACCGAUUGACCACAGGCUGAUUACUGUACUGGUAGAGAGGUGGAGGCCGGAGACUCACACUUUCCACAUGCCUAUUGGAGAGAUGAUUGUCAAUUUACAAGAUGUUGAGGCCAUUCUGGGUUUAGCCACUGAGGGUCGGGUUGUUUUCAGCUAUACCCAUGGGAACUGGGAGGACGUAAUUCAGCAGUACAUGAGACUAUCUCCAUUCGCAGACGAUUUGGAUGGAGGGAACCUUAAGAUGAAUUGGUUGACUCAUCAUUGGGCUCAUUGGGUCGAGCAUUCAGCUACUCACGAGGGACAAAUUGGGUACACUCGUGCCUAUCUUAUGUGUCUCUUUGGAGGUUUUUUUAUGUGUGACAAGUCAAGUUCAGUAGUCGCUUGUCGAUACAUUCAAUUAUUAGAUGGGGGCUUUGAGGAUACCCAUACAUACAGCUAG